AUGGGCGAUCCAGGAGGGCGAAGGACGAGUGUUAGCAAGGAGGUCCACCAUGACUUCCAGGCACAUCGUUCCCAGUAUCACCGAAACCGCGCGGCAAGUGUAAAGCUUCCCGACCGCAUUGAUAUCGGCACCAGCAUCAGUGAAUUCUGGGCCGGUCUCGCAAUCGAAAGAGAGAGUGAUCGAUGUCUCAAGAUCGGGAUUGCCAUCCAUGACGGCACCUACGGCAUAGACUUCUCUGUACAGCGGGUGUCGCUAGAAGAAGAGGAUGAGCAUAUCAAGAAUGGGAAUAGCGAUUGGGUUGCAGACCAUGUCAUCGCCGAGCUAGACCGCUAUAGACAAGAACACGUGUGCAAGAUUCUGGGUGCCGGAGUUAUCGCGGAACUCGACGGAGAGAGCCCGGCGCUCUGCUCCAGGCUGUGGUCAGAACUGGAUGUUGUCCCUAUGGUGGUGACGGCGAACCCGGUGCUACGGUCGGACAAGGGAAAAGACUUACCGCAGAGAGUGGAUGAGAUCGCCGACUCAGCUGCUCGAAAAUGUCUGGCACUCUACGCUCCGACGAAACAACCCCGGCUGUCAAUCAGCUUCCAGAAUGAGGUCCAAGUUGACCUAGGCGGUCUGAUACAUCUCGCUACCUUGGAAGAUUACGAGAAAUCCGUCAGAGCUCCUACGUGGAGAGCCGCACAGAAGUACAUCAAGGAUGUGGUCGAUCGCAAGCUCCGAGUUGUCUUCUUCAGUGCCACACCACAAGGUGGCGGAGUGGCCCUGAUGCGUCAUGCACUCAUUCGAUUCUUGAGACUGCAGGGCGUGAACGUCGAGUGGUGCGUGUUUGUGCCCAAGCCAAGACCCGAUGUCUUUCGGAUCACCAAAACAAACCACAACAUCCUACAAGGUGUGGUCCCUCCCGAUGUCCGUGCGACGGACGAACAGCUCGGAAAAAUCAAGGAGUGGAUCGUUGAUAAUGCGGAACGAUAUUGGGUGAGAGACUCGGGUCCACUCAGUGCGCCCCAGGACGGCGGUGCAGAUGUUAUCAUAAUCGACGAUCCCCAGAUGCCAGAACUCAUCCCGAUCGCCAAAAGAAUUGCACCGGACCGGCCCAUAAUUUUCCGAAGCCACAUUGAAGUCAGAGACGACCUGGUAUUGAACGAUGGCAGCGCGGCCCAGCACGUAUGGCGGAAUAUGUGGUCGAGUAUCCAGCAUGCAGACGUCUUCCUCAGCCACCCGGUCAAGUCCUUUGUUCCGCCUGAUGUACGCAAGGAAUCCCUGGGCUGGCUCCCAGCAACUACAGACUGGCUUGAUGGUCUCAACAAAGACAUGGCCGAAUGGGAUCUGCGGUACUAUUUACAUGUCCUCCGUCAGGUCUGCCAAAGCCAGAAUCUACCUCAGCUCGCCUACCCCGAUCGAGGAUACUUCACCCAAGUAGCACGAUUUGAUCCAUCCAAAGGCAUUCCGGAUGUUAUCAGGAGUUAUGCCAGAUUCCGAGAAAUGGUGAAAGACAGACCCCAAGAACAAGUACAGCAGUUGGUGAUUUGUGGACACGGUUCUAUCGACGAUCCUGAUGCCACCCUAAUCUAUGACCAGACGAUGGGCCUGAUCCUGGAGAAAUACCCCGACCUGGUCAAUGAUAUUGUGGUGGUCAGACUUGGACCGAGUGAUCAGAUCUUGAACGCCAUCAUGUCUUUAUGCACUGUGGCGUUUCAACUGUCAACUAGAGAGGGGUUCGAGGUCAAGGUCUCGGAGGCGUUGCAUAAGGGUAAACCAAUCAUUGCCACCCUUGCUGGGGGUAUUCCACUUCAAGUUGAAGAUGGAAAGAGCGGUUACCUCGUCUCUAGAGGAGAUCACGAAUCUGUUGCCAAGCACCUAUACAACCUUGUCACAGAUAAGGACCUCUACAUUCGGAUGAGCGAGUACGCCAGAACGCAUGUCAGCGAUGAAGUGCACACGGUUGGCAAUGCCCUCAGCUGGAUGUACAUGGCGUCGAAGGUCGCUGGUGGACAAUCCCUGAAACCCAAUGAGCGGUGGAUUAAUGACAUGGCGAGGGAGGAGGCUGGUGAGCCGUAUAAAGACGGAGAGCCGCACCUACCACGCCACCUUUCGACAUGA
Molecule: messenger RNA, 2100 nt
Organism: Cladophialophora yegresii CBS 114405
Lineage: Eukaryota; Fungi; Ascomycota; Eurotiomycetes; Chaetothyriales; Herpotrichiellaceae
Exons: 6
Coding region: 1-2100 (699 amino acids)
Molecular function (GO): glycosyltransferase activity
Source: RefSeq, a predicted model, not a curated record